GCUCGCCCUUUCCUCCAUAACCCGCCCGAUACUUCUCUCACUACCCUCGCGCUCAAGGAGCCCACAAUGCCCGAGACGUUCAAGUACACCUUCGACACCCCUGUCUUCAAGGGCGAUGUGGAGGUCCCCUUGGGUCUCUAUAUCGACGGCAAGUUCGUCGAUGGAUCCAAUAGCACUUACAUUGAUGUGAUCAACCCCACGAAUGGCAAGACCACGACUCGCAUCUCGGAGGGUACUCCCAAGGAUGUCGAUAUCGCCGUCAAGGCCGCCCACAAGGCAUUCGAAACCACAUGGGGUCUGAACACGACCGGUGUCGAUCGUUCGCGCCUUCUGAACAAGCUCGCCGACCUCAUGGAGAAGGAACAGGAUGUCCUGUCUGCGCUCGAGGCACUCGACAACGGCAAGACAUUCAACUGGGCCAAGCGAGGGGACGUCAGCCACUCGAUUACCUGCAUCCGCUACUACGCCGGCUGGGCAGACAAGGUCCUCGGCCAGACGAUCGAGACCUCGGAGGCGAAGCUCACAUACACGCGCCACGAGCCCAUCGGCGUUGUGGGACAAAUCAUCCCCUGGAACUUCCCUCUGCAAAUGAUGGCGUGGAAGAUUGGUCCCGCACUCGCGACAGGCUGCGCGAUCGUCCUGAAGCCGUCAGAGUUCACCCCCCUUACCGCGCUGUACAUGGCGAAGCUCAUCGACCAGGUCGGCUUCCCCGCGGGUGCAUUCAACCUCGUGAACGGUUACGGUAGCAUCGUCGGCCAGGCACUCGCUGAGCACCCUGAUAUCGAGAAGAUCGCGUUCACUGGUAGCACACUCGUCGGCCGCAAGAUCAUGGAGGCGUCCGCGAAGUCGAACCUGAAGAAGGUUACGCUCGAGCUCGGCGGCAAGAGCCCAACAAUCGUGUUCGACGACGCCGACUUGGACCAGGCCGUCAAGUGGGCUGCGUUCGGUAUCUACUACAACCAUGGGCAAUGCUGCUGCGCAGGGUCCCGUAUUUUCGUGCACGCGAACAUCUACGACGAGUUCCUGCAGCGUUUCACGGCGCACACGCAGACGCUCAAGGUUGGCGACCCGUUCAGCCCGGAGACGUUCCAAGGCCCGCAGAUCAACCAGCAGCAGUACGACCGCAUCAUGGGCUACAUCGAAUCCGGCAAGGCGGAGGGCGCAAAGGUCCAUUACGGCGGCCAUCGCGUCGGCAACGAAGGCUACUACAUCUCGCCCACGAUCUUCACCGAGACGAAGCCGAACAUGAAGAUCGUCCAGGAGGAGAUCUUCGGGCCCGUGUGCGUGGUGAUCAAGUUCUCGGACGACGACGACAUCGUGAAGCAGGCGAACGACUCGGUGUACGGCCUGGCGGCGGCGGUGUUCUCGCAGAACGUGACGCGCGCGCUGUCGACGGCGCAUAAGCUUAAGGCAGGCACGGUAUGGGUGAACGUAGCGAACAUGCUGUACCCGAACGUGCCGUUCGGUGGGUACAAGCAGUCGGGUAUUGGCCGCGAGCUUGGAGAGUAUGCGUUGGCAAACUACACAGCUGUGAAGGCUGUCCAGGUGAACCUCUUGAUUAAGAUGUAA
This is a messenger RNA of Dichomitus squalens LYAD-421 SS1, 1569 nucleotides long. Its product is annotated as aldehyde dehydrogenase. The transcript is spliced from 7 exons. Gene Ontology annotation, molecular function: aldehyde dehydrogenase (NAD+) activity. The coding region runs from base 67 to 1569 and encodes 500 amino acids. NCBI's taxonomy places the organism in Eukaryota, Fungi, Basidiomycota, Agaricomycetes, Polyporales, Polyporaceae. The record is from RefSeq and is a predicted model, not a curated record.